AUGAGGGUCUUUUGUCUUUUACUGCUGACACUCAGCGCAGUCGUCGAAACGGACGCGUUCAUUUUUGGUAUCAUUGAGAGCAUCUGGAACACGGCCACCAAAAUCUUUGGGACUGUCUUUGACUGGACACUGACCUCCUUCAACAAGUUUGUGGACACCGGCUUCGAGGUCGGUGGGACGGCUUUAGGGGUCGUCGUGGAUCCCUUUGGGUGGUUUGAACCGUCUAUCGAUGACCAUGGCCAUAAUACAGGCAAAGUGGCCAAAUGCCCGGCCAGGGCCGACAUCCUCUUCGUCAUUGACACCUCUGGCAGCAUGAGUAAACAAGAGUUCAACCUGGCCAAGAACUUCGCCUCCAGAUUGUCGGAACAUUUCCAGAUGAGCGACAAAGAUGUCCUCUUUGCUGCAAUCACCUUCAGCGACCGGGUUCAGAGGGUGUUUGACUUCAAGACUUAUACAAACCACGAUGGACUCAGUUUGGGUUUGGCCUUGUUCCCGUUCCUCGGAGGCGGCACCAAAACAUACCUGGCCCUAGACUACGUCAUCCAGCAGAACCUUUUCAGCACAUCCAACGGAGGGCGAGAGCAGGCUAGCAAGGUGGUGGUCGUCUUGACAGACGGAUCGUCCGACAGUUUGUUGAAAACAAAGGCGGCAGCCGACCGUCUGAACAGGCUGUAUCAAGUGGUUGCUGUGGGGAUCGGUAGUGGUCUAGGCAUAGAGCUGCAGAACAUCGCCAGUGGUUACAGGAAUGUCUUUACGGCUGACAGCUUCGCCAGUUUGGUUCGGAUCGAGCAGCGAGUGGCCAGGCGACUGUGUGAAAUUCCGGAAGCUGAUGGCAACAUUCCGGCCACUGGAGAGGGAAGUGGCACUUGCGCUACAGGUUUCCAGAAAAGCCCAACUAACAAAGCCUCUUGUGUGGACAUCAACGAAUGUAAAACUAAACACUCCUGUCAGGGGACUUGUGUCAACACUAUCGGGAGCUACAGGUGUACCUGCAAGGCUGGGUUCGUCAUUGACCCCAAGGAUACUGGCAAAUGUUCAAGUUUGAGGUCAUGCACGUCUCAAGUAGACGUCGUCUUUGUCAUCGACGCUUCUGGAAGUAUCGGCUCAGAGAACUUCAAGACUCAGCAGACAUUUUUGGCCAAGCUGACCCACCACUUCAUUGUGGGCCCCAAGGGAACCCUGUUUGGCGGUUUGCUGUUUUCAACUAAUGUCACUAAACUGUUUGACCUGAACAAGUACACGUCCCGAACCGACAUCACAACC
Candidula unifasciata is the source of this 1263-nucleotide messenger RNA. Lineage: Eukaryota; Metazoa; Mollusca; Gastropoda; Stylommatophora; Geomitridae. The record is from the annotation of a GenBank genome assembly.